UAAUUAUCUCAUUUGACAAAAAUGAAUUCUGGCUGAAAUUUUACGACUACAGUUUCUUCGCUCUUCUAUACCGAAAUAACCGAAGUGAUUGUAGAAGAUUCAGGCGAAACCAAUCAGUUCUUCUUGAGUAUAGGAGGCAGUUACGUGUUCUCUAAACGUGUGCAUUUAAGUUUAGUAUGUCGAUCAAAAAGUCAAAUUUAUCUGUGGGAUUUACCCAAGAAAACGUUGAACGAGUUAUAGAAGAAAAAAGAUUUUCUCGAAAGGAAUAUUUACAAAAUAUUAAAUCAAUUGCUGGUCAUGCUGGACUUUUAAUUGCAUUAAUGCUUUAUACAGCAAUUGGUGGUUUGGUUUUUCGAUAUAUUGAACUUCCUGCAGAAUUAUCACGUUUGGAAGCUUUGCGCGCCAAUUUACGCGUUCAUAGAUAUUCAUUCGUUGAUUCGGUUUCCAACAAUAGUGAUGUAUCAAAUUUGCGCAAGCUGGUUAGCGUGAAAUUACGUGAAUAUGAACAAGUGGUCCAGGAGGCAGCACAAAGCGGUUUGUUGAUCACUUUCGUAUCUGAUACGAUCGAUCAAGAAAAUCGAGAUACGACGGAUUUGCCUCCUAUUGUAAUUGAAAGAUGGAGUAUUCUUCAAGCUGUUUUUUUUGCAAGCACUGUUCUCACUACAAUUGGAUAUGGGAAUGUUGUUCCAUCUACUAAUGGAGGAAGGAUGUUCUGUAUUUUGUUUGCUUUCGUUGGUAUACCUUUGACUUUAAUAGUAAUAGCUGAUUUGGGAAAACUGUUUGCCAGAGGUGUAGUUAAGAUCGCUUUGGCAAUGAAAUCAAAACUUCCGUUAUACUUUUCCUUCUCUUGCAUUCCGACAAAUUUAGCUGGAAGACGAUCGCUCGGAGCGUUUACUGCAAUUGUCUUGCUUUUUUUGUAUCUCGCCUGUGGGGCAGGUAUGUUUAUGUUAUGGGAAGAUGACUGGAAUUUUUUUGAUGGAUUUUAUUUUUGUUUCGUGACGAUGACUACGAUAGGAUUUGGUGAUUUGGUACCAAAAAAACCGAAGUAUACAUUAUUAUGUACUCUCUAUAUCUUGAUUGGUUUGGCAUUGACAAGCACUAUUAUUGAACUUGUAAGACGUCAAUAUGCUCAAUCAUGGAGAAGAUUGCAGAGGCUUAGUGGACCAUUGGCAGAAACUAUUCGCAGGUUAGGCGAACAAGCUGGUGGAGAUAUGUCGGCGCUUCAUUCAGAUCUUAGAAAAGUCUUAACAGUAAUAUCAAUGCCACGUCUAAAAUGGUCAACUUCUCUCAAUCGAGGAGAUACGAAAGAACAAGAUUGGGAAGAAGCAGUAGAAGCUAUGCUUCGAGACAUUGCUGUAAACGCUAAUAAUAUUCAACCAAAGAAGAAACAAAUAAUGCAAAUAGUUAUUUACGAGUCGAAUGUGUGAUUAAAAUUAAGAUCUAUUAAGAUGUGUUAUUUUUAAGAUAAUUUUAUUUAAUUUUUAUAUUGAAAUAUCGUUAAAAGAAUAAGUUAUAUUUUUAUAAUAUUUAAUGCGAACAUUAUUUUAUUUAAAUUUAAAAAUUUUACCCGCGUUUACUGCGCGCGUCGAUAAAUAAACUUGCGAACGCGCAGAAACCAUUAUCCCCGAGUUCGAUCAGUAGUCCUAAUGUUGGACUGGCGAAAUCGACGAAAACAAUAAUUUGUAGACGAGUAAUUACUAAAUUUAGAAAUCAGUACCGCACGAAGCAGGACAAAAAGCGUUGUUCUGCGUUCGUUGUCGGAUUUUAUAGUGAUAUCUACGUUUCUUGAAUCAGUAAUAAUUUAGGCUUUAUGGUCCAGAUCAUGCAAAAUAGAAACGAGCGCCCAUCGGCAAUUGUGUGCAUUGCGUAUCAUGUGCGUAUUUGAAUUGAUCAUUUAUAAAAAAAUACAAUCGCAGUGGUGCUCAUAUUUGACAGUUUUGUAUAAAAAAGCCCUAGUUAUGUAUAUACAUGCAGUAUGUGUAUAUGUAUGUAUAUAUAUGCAGUAAAUUAACAAUAUUAAAUGAAUCUUUGAUUUCUAUGAAUCUUUUAAAA
Molecule: messenger RNA, 2052 nt
Organism: Apis cerana (Asiatic honeybee)
Lineage: Eukaryota; Metazoa; Arthropoda; Insecta; Hymenoptera; Apidae
Product: TWiK family of potassium channels protein 7-like
Biological process (GO): stabilization of membrane potential; potassium ion transmembrane transport
Cellular component (GO): plasma membrane
Molecular function (GO): outward rectifier potassium channel activity; potassium ion leak channel activity
Source: RefSeq, a predicted model, not a curated record